AUCUUUCUCCACUCUUCUUCUGGUCGGAUCCCGCGGCGGGUCGGGCUGCGGAGCACGGGCUCCGGCGAGCUGCUGGCGAGGGCUUGUGCGGCGAGCUCCGUCGCGGGCAAGGGAAUGGACGAAGCGAGCACCUCCGCGUCCGGCGGUGCGACGAGGCGCGCCUUCCCGGCGGCGAGAUCGGGAGUUUACUAUAGGUUCACCCAGCAGAAUCUCCCAGCUUGGAAGCCAGCAAUGACACCUGGAUGUCUGAUAGCCACGUUCUUGAUUAUUGGAAUCAUUUUCGUUCCUUUUGGGCUGUUUUGCCUACAGACGUCAAAUCAUGUUGCAGAAAUCAUUCGCCGCUAUGAUGUUGGCUGUGUGCCCAAUGCUUACAGAGGAAAUAAGCAAGCUUAUAUUAAGGACAGCUCAAUUUCAAAGAACUGUACUCUGGAAGUGAAGGUUCUGGAUCAUAUGAGAGCACCAAUUUAUGUUUAUUAUGAACUUGAGAACUUCUACCAGAAUCAUCGCAGGUAUGUCAAGAGUAGAAGUGAUAAACAGCUGCGUUUUGGGGCAAAAUACACUGCUGAAUCAUGCAGUCCCAUUCAAUGGGAUGAUAAUGGUUUUCCAAUUGUUCCCUGCGGCUUGAUUGCCUGGAGCUUAUUCAAUGAUACUUAUGAUUUUACUUAUGGGUCCAAGGAAAUAAAGGUCAACAGGAAAAAUAUUUCAUGGAAGAGCGAUCGGGAGCAUAAGUUUGGCAAAAAUGUAUUUCCUUCCAACUUUCAGAAUGGGAGCUUCAUUGGAGGCGGAAAACUCUAUCCUAUGGUCCCACUGAGUGAACAGGAAGAUCUUAUUGUGUGGAUGCGUACUUCUGCUCUUCCCAAAUUUCGAAAGCUCUAUGGUGUGAUAGAAGAGGAUUUACAGGUUGAUGAGACCAUGACCAUAUUUAUAAGAAAUAAUUACAACACCUACACUUUUGGUGGAAAGAAAAGCAUAGUUCUUUCGACAACAACCUGGUUAGGUGGCAAGAAUGACUUCCUUGGAUAUUCUUAUAUUGUCACCGGUUCGAUGAGCAUCUUCAUGUCAAUUCUCUUUGCUCUGAUCCAUGUGAAGUACCCAAGGCCGCAAGGGGAUCCUAAUUGCCUAUCAUGGAACCGGAAAAACAGCAGUAACUAAGGAGCCAGUAUUCGAGCGGAAGGCUGUAGGUACCAGCCCAGCUAACAUACAUUAGGUCCCUUGUUAGGCAAAACUCUUAUCUGAAACAAGUCAGACAAUGUGUCUGGGUUAAAGCCCCCAGAUGAAAAUUGACAGUAUACACUACACCAUGCAGUUCAGAGAAAGUUCCGACGUAUCUGUUGUGCAUCUAGAACAACGCCCGCAGGGUUCCUCGUGUUCCUGUCAGUAUGGAUGAAACAGAAAUACUGGUAUUAUUAUUAUUUAUCUAACACUAAUCCUCUCAGUAGCCUUAUUAACA
Molecule: messenger RNA, 1450 nt
Organism: Panicum virgatum (switchgrass)
Lineage: Eukaryota; Viridiplantae; Streptophyta; Magnoliopsida; Poales; Poaceae
Product: putative ALA-interacting subunit 2
Exons: 8
Coding region: 115-1152 (345 amino acids)
Cellular component (GO): endoplasmic reticulum; Golgi apparatus; plasma membrane
Source: RefSeq, a predicted model, not a curated record